Diabrotica virgifera virgifera (western corn rootworm) is the source of this 3525-nucleotide messenger RNA. RefSeq lists its product as uncharacterized. The record is from RefSeq and is a predicted model, not a curated record. The transcript is spliced from 20 exons. Bases 1 to 3450 code for a protein of 1149 amino acids. Gene Ontology annotation, molecular function: protein binding; calcium channel activity. Gene Ontology annotation, biological process: calcium ion import across plasma membrane. NCBI's taxonomy places the organism in Eukaryota, Metazoa, Arthropoda, Insecta, Coleoptera, Chrysomelidae. Gene Ontology annotation, cellular component: membrane.
AUGGGCGCUAGCAAUUGCAAACCGUGCCGAAAAAAGAAAAAAACGUAUACUGGAGGGUCCAUACUCGAUAGAGUCAUCAGUCAGGCUUCUAAUCAAGACCAGUGUCUUUUAUACAAAUUGGCAAAUUACAAAAAAGGUGGCGAGCUAAUAGAUGCAUACAAUCAAGGAGGCACGGUAGAAGUCGAGAAAUUAAUUCGUGAACAAUUUGGACAACUAAUGUAUCAAGAAGGAAAGGGCCAAAUCAUCAAUAGAUCAGAGUAUUUACGAUGGAAAUUUAGGGAUCAUGAGCAAGUUACAUUACCGAUAGAAGCGUCUUUGAGCAGGUAUGAUCCAUUAGGAAAGUGGGAGGAUCACGAAGCAUGUUGGGAAAUGCAAUAUCGUGGUUCGUUGGGUGAAACAUUGUUACAUGUAUUAAUUAUUUGUGAUACCAAAAUACAUACAAGGUUAGCUAGAACAUUGAUAAAGUGCUUCCCGAAAUUAGCCUUAGACGUUGUGGAAGGAGAAGAAUAUUUAGGUGCUAGUGCUCUCCAUUUGGCCAUAGCAUAUAACAAUAACGAAUUAGUACAGGAUUUGGUGGAGGCCGGAGCAAACGUGAAUCAAAGAGCCGAAGGUAGUUUCUUUCUCCCCAGGGACCAACAGAGACCCAAACCAGCAAAACAUACAGAAUACGAAGGUUUGGCAUAUUUGGGGGAGUAUCCUUUAGCUUGGGCUGCUUGUUGCGCCAACGAGAGUGUCUACAAUUUACUAUUAGAUAGUGGAGCAAAUCCUGACUACCAAGAUAAUUUUGGAAAUAUGAUAUUACAUAUGGUCGUUGUCUGUGAUAAAUUGGAUAUGUUUGGUUACGCUUUAAGACAUCCCAAACUGCCAGCCAGUAAUGGAAUUGUCAACAAAGCUGGUUUAACGCCGUUGACACUUGCUUGCAAAUUGGGUCGUGCAGAAGUAUUUAGAGAAAUGUUGGAACUAUCCGCUAAAGAAUUUUGGCGGUACAGUAACAUUACAUGUUCGGCAUAUACCCUAAAUGCUUUAGAUACAUUAUUACCUGACGGAAGUACAAAUUGGAAUUCUGCUCUAUUUAUAAUUUUAAACGGAACCAAAGAAGAACAUUUAGAUAUGUUAGAUGGAGGUAUUAUCCAAAGGUUACUCGAAGAGAAGUGGAAAACUUUUGCAAGGAACCAAUUUUUAAAAAGGCUUCUUAUUUUAGUAGUACAUUUAAUUUUCUUAUCGUUGGCUGUGUACUUGAGACCUGAUGAUCCAGAUGUACCUUUAUUAGCGUGGUCUGAUGAUCCGACUACUAUUGCGAGAUACGUUGCAGAAGUAGGAACAAUACUAGGUGUUUUAAGUUAUGUCAUAUUUCAACAAGGGGACGAAAUCAGAAACCAAGGUCUUUGGACUUUUCUAAGACAACAAUCAAACUCUCCACCAAAAACCAUAUUUUUAAUAUCGAAUCUCCUUAUACUAUGCUGCAUUCCAUGUCGACUUUCACAAAACAGAAAUACAGAAGAAGCUAUUUUACUAUUUGCAGUACCUGGUUCCUGGUUUCUGUUGAUGUUCUUUGCGGGGGCUGUACGCUUAACUGGACCUUUCGUGACCAUGAUAUAUAGUAUGAUAACUGGUGACAUGUUAACUUUUGGAAUAAUUUAUACAAUAGUUCUUUUUGGAUUUUCCCAGUCUUUUUUCUUUUUGUACAAAGGAUUUCCUGGAGUAAAUUCUACGUUGUAUUAUAGCUAUCCAACUACCUGGAUGGCACUGUUUCAGAUUACGUUAGGAAAUUAUGAUUACCAAGAAUUGGGUUCAACGACACAUCCUGCCGUCGCAAAAACAGUUUUCGCCCUUUUUAUGGUUUUUGUUCCAAUUUUAUUACUAAACAUGUUGAUAGCUAUGAUGGGGAACACGUAUGCACACGUUAUCGAGCAAAGUGAAAAAGAGUGGGUCAAACAGUGGGCCAAGAUAGUGAUUGCAUUGGAAAGAGCUAUUCCUCAAUCAGACGCUCAUCAUUAUUUGCAAGAAUACAGCAUUUCCUUAGGAGGAGGUGACGACCCCAGCACUGAGCUCAGGGGUGUUAUGGUCAUUAAAUCAAAAAGUAAGACGAGAGCUAAACAACGAAAGGGGGCAGUUGCAAAUUGGAAGAGAGUUGGUAAAGUAACCAUUAAAGCCUUAAAGAAAAAGGGGAUGACUGGUGAGGAAAUGCGAUGUUUAAUGUGGGGAAGAGAAUCCAUCAAUACUCCGAUAAAAACCAAAAGGAAAACCAACAACCCUUAUGUUAUAGACUCGCUGGGACCAGAUUUAACAGGAGGUUUCGGAGAUGCCUUAACUGGAGCUCUAGACGUCAUGGCUUUUACGCAUGAUGUGGAUAUUAAUGGAGCAGCACAAGGUUUAAAUCUGGCUAGUGCUAACAAGCCUACUCCGCCUCCAAGUUAUAAUGACACACAAAAAAAUGUGAACACCGUUCAAUUAAAUAAUCAAAUAUAUUUAAGCAAAAAUAUUAUGAACAAUCCACAAUCGACUCCAGUUUCAGAUUUAGCGAUGAUGGGAGCUUUAACUCAACUAACAGAUUCACAAUGCCUUCCACAAAUUUCACCUUCUACUCCUAAGCCUGUAGCAGAAUCAAAGUUCUGUCAGAGUCUUGCUGCGAACUGUCCUAAAAUUGAAGAUCCAUUGCGAGAACUAGUCUUGUGUGAUGAGAAAGACGCAGAUCCCGAAAAGCUGAAAUUUUUAGCGUUGUCUGCAGCAAACCUUGCUAAAGAAGAAGUUCAUAAUCAAUCUCAAGUUCAAAGUCAACCGUCUGGCGUAAACGUGAAAACUCUGGCUGGAAUAUUUGCUGGCACAGAGACGCUAAUAAAGAAGGUUGAAGAAAACUUGAAAAAAACAUUGGCUGUUUUGGAUCCUAGUGAUAGCGAAGGAUUUGGAGAGGCACCACUGCUAGGAAAAGUCUCCAGAACAAGACGAUCAAAAUCUGCUCAUCUUCGCAAUUCUUCAGCAAAAUCCAAAACCUCCGAUAAAAGAAAGUUAUUCAUAGAUUCAGAUUCCAGUACUGCGGAUACGAUAGAAAUCAUGCCAGGUAUUGAAAACCAAGGGUUUAUUAAUGCCACAGAAACGGCUGUGUUGCAAUCAGGACUGGAACUGGAAGUACUAGAUGUAAUAACAAUAAGGGAACCUGAUAUAUCAUCUUCUCUCUCUGAGACCGUAAAUAUUCAUGGAAUUGGUAGUGGGGCAGAUGCUGAGUCAGCUAAUGUCAAACCCAAAUCAAAAAAGAAGAAAAGACCCACAACUGGAAAAACUAACAGAGUUGCGCCAACUAUGGACCAAAGGCAGUGCAAGUCUGCAAAAAAUAAGGAAGAAUGUGAAGAUUCGGAUGAACUUACUUCUCCGGAUCCUUUGGAACCCUGGAGUACAAAGAAUAUAGCAAAUAUGAAUUCAAUAUUGGCAUGGCAAAAUGAAGACAGUUUAUAAAUUAUAUAUAUAUAAGAUUAUAUUUUUAUAUGUUAAGAAAAAAUAAUUCCGUUAUUAUUAAUAAAAAUUUUAUCU